AUGAGUCAAGUAAGUCUCCAAGGUCUAUUGAACAUCUAUAAGCUCAAUGAAAUAGUGAUUGUUUUGCUUAAUGGAACCAUCAUUGUCUCCCAUUUUGACAAUCUAUGCUUUGUUUUAACCUUUUUUGCUCUUUCUAUUCAGUCAAAUUCACAAAUUAAUGCAAAUAUAACCCCUCCACCGCCUCCCCCACCACCUCCGCCUCCACCUCCGCCUCGUCCCUCGCCUCCGCCACCACAAGCACCGCCACCACCACCUAAUGGAUUACGCUCACCUCCACCCCCGGAAUCACAAUCCCCACCCACAUCGCCGCCGUCGGACCCCACUCCGCCGCCAUCAAAUCCGACUCGGAGGGCCGUCAAUACUACAUCGGAUGAAAUCAAUGAAUCCCGACCACAUCAUCAAAAAAGAAAUCCUGCAAAACCACCACCUACACAUGAAAACAAGGUCAAUACAGGGAAAAAGAUUGGCUUGUUGUUUGUUGGCGUUGCAGCAAUUUUGCAGAUUGGUGUAGUGGGGUUCUUGGCUUUCAAGAGAAGGCAGCUUUUGAAGAUCAGUGACAGAUAUGAAACUUGCUCUUCUUGAAAUUCUUUUUUUUUUUUUUCUUUUUGGUUAUAGGUUUCUUGAAGUUUGUCAUAUCAUUAUUCUUUUGUUUGGGGCAUUGAAUUACAAUGUGGAGGCUUAUUGAUUGAAUUGGAUUGGAAUGAGUUUCUUGGA
This is a messenger RNA of Pistacia vera, 714 nucleotides long. RefSeq names its product formin-like protein 3. The record is from RefSeq and is a predicted model, not a curated record. Lineage: Eukaryota; Viridiplantae; Streptophyta; Magnoliopsida; Sapindales; Anacardiaceae. The transcript has 2 exons. The coding region runs from base 1 to 582 and encodes 193 amino acids.